UUCACCCUGGCGGGGCGGAGGGGGGCGGGCUGCGGACGUGGCCCGGCUUCUCUCUCGCUCGCUUUCUCUCUCCGCGCCGCUAUGGCCUCUGCUCUCUGUCGCGACGCCUCCCCCCGCCCCGGCGCGGCCCGGGGGCUGCUUCUGCUGCUCGGCGCGCUGCUGUGCGCGGCCCCAGCGCGGGGCGACGCGGAGCUGGAGCGGGAGCCCGAGCUAGAUCCGCACGCGCGGCACCGCUACAGCGCCGAGAUGCUGCGCCACGCCGCCCAGAGCGCCCCGCACUUCGUCAUGUUCUUCGCUCCCUGGUGUGGACACUGCCAACGUUUGCAACCAACUUGGAAUGAUCUGGGAGACAAAUACAACAACAUGGAAGAUCCACCAGCCUAUGUUGUAAAAGUGGAUUGCACUGUAGAAAGUACAUUGUGCUCUGAAUUUGGAGUCAGAGGAUACCCCACGCUAAAGCUGCUUAAACCAAACCAAGAACCUGUGAAAUACCAAGGUCCUAGAGACUUCCAGGCAUUGGAAAGCUGGAUGCUGCAGACACUAAAUGAGGAACCUGCUGAAAGGGAGCAAGAAUCUGAUCUUCAACCACCAACUCUUCCUGAGCCUAAACAGGGAAUGUAUGAUCUCUCAGCAGCCAAUUUCAAGAUGCAUAUAGCAGAAGGUGAUCACUUUAUCAAAUUCUUUGCCCCUUGGUGUGGCCACUGUAAAGCUUUGGCUCCAGUCUGGGAACACCUGGCUUCAAGUCUCGAAUAUUCUGAAACUGUCAAAAUUGGCAAGGUCGACUGUACACAGCAUUCUGAAGUCUGCUCUGAAAACCAAGUUCGUGGAUAUCCCACCCUUCUCUGGUUUAGGAAUGGUGAAAAGGCUGACCAGUAUAAAGGAAAGAGGGAUUUGGAUUCAUUAAAGGAAUAUGUAGAUUCUCAGCUACAAAAUGCCAAGAAAGCCCCAGAGGCUGAUAAACCACCAGAAGUUCUACAAAAGCCUGCAGAACCCAUUCAUGAUGAGUCUACAGUCUUGUCUCUCUCUGAAAAAGACUUUGACCAAACCGUUGCUAAUGGGGUUACGUUUAUUAAAUUCUAUGCUCCAUGGUGUGGUCACUGCAAGAACUUGGCUCCAACUUGGGAAAACCUCUCCAAAAAACAAUUUCCAGGUUUGACAGAUGUCAAAAUAGCAAAAGUAGAUUGCACCAUCGAACAGGAUGUCUGCAGCAGAUUUUCUGUGCACGGUUAUCCAACGCUAUUGCUUUUCCGAGCAGGGAAGAAAGUCAGUGAACACAGUGGAGCCAGAGAUCUUGAAACACUGCAUAAGUUUGUUUUGCGUCAGGCAAGGGAUGAAUUGUGAAGCACACAUGGAUACUUCUGCCCUGACUGUUCUUACACAGUAACAGGGGAAGUUAAAUCAAGUUAAUGUUACCGAGGGUGUGGGGUUUGGGGUUUUUUGGUUUGUUUUUGUGGGGUGGGGGAACUGAAUGUACUGACUGCUGGUAUCUUUGUGUAUGUUUUAAAGCCAUCCUGUACUGAUUUUUUUUCAUUAUUUGUCAAGGAAAAUUGCUAACAACUAGUUACUGUGCAAAUUGAGUAUUUUCAGCAUCAGUAUUACUAAAUUUCUACCUUCCCCAUGUUGAUAGAAAUAGUUUACUUUUAGCUUAAAAUAGAUGAGGAAAAUAAGGGAAAGGAUAGACUAUUUUUGUCUUUAGGUUGAAUUUGGGUAAAGGCUUGCUACCAAAUCGUACACCAUUACUAAAAAGGUGCAAGCCACAGCUGUACUAAUCAAUGUUCCCUUUUCAACUGAAGCUGUCUUAAUAUAGCAGCUAGUCAAGAAAUGAGGUUGAAAAAGACACCCACACACACACAAACACCCCCCCGAUGGAUGAUACCAGCCAGGACACUAUUAUCUGCUUGAUUCCUGUUAAUAUUUCUCUUAUUAUGGGAGGCUUUAGCUAUAAUGAAAAUAAUGGUACUUUUAAAUAUGUGCCUGAAUAUUACUGAUGCCAUAGCAGACAUGGGGAUUGUAUCACUGUUCAAGCAGAAUAUUUCUCUUUGGUGCUAGAGGAGAGUGUGUUUGUUAGCAUGUAAAGGGGUAAAUCUCUCUUGGGAAAAUCAUUAACAUAUUUAGAGACAACUAAUUGCAAAUUACUUUCUGUAUUUUUUCUUUCCCCAUUUGCUAGAACCUCUCAUCUCCCUUAACAAGCAGAGUAAUAGUAGAGUUAAUCUGCUCCUGCUGCUUAUUAGUAAAAAAAUGCAGUUUGUUUCUCAUUUUCUUUAAAUGAGAAGCAGCAUUCCUAAAAUAGCACUGCAUUUCCUCUUGAACUCUUCCACAAUAUUCCUGUUGCUACCUUUGAAUGGAAGAACAUAAACUUUUGUUGCCUUGGAUGAUUUGAUUGUGUGAGGUCUUCUAGUACAUUAAUGCCAAAGAAAGCUAAGGGGCUAAAUUCUGUCCUCACUCACGCAUCAACUUUCAGUGACAUCUCUGGGAAUUACAUGUGUCUACAGGCAGCACUUUGUGCUGCCUUAUGUCUGUCUGUAAUAGUGAAAGUUAUCAGUAACUUACUCCUUCUACUUCACUUUAUUCCAUCUAGCAAGCACCACGCAUUCUGUUCAAACUAAAAAAAAAAGUGUAAGCAUGGAAAGUCUACCAUGAGGGCUAAGUAUUGCAUGGCAGAUGUAUUAGAUAAAAUAUAUAUACACUUCUGCCUUAAAGAAAGCCUUUAUUAAAAAUUUUUAAAACUUGAAGCACAAUCUCAUGAGUAGCCCAAGCUUUGCCUCAUGAGUUUCUUGUAUAAAAUCAAAGUAGUACAAUUGUUUACACAAACUUUCUAAAUAAAUUUUUUUAAAAAAAAA
Pelodiscus sinensis (Chinese soft-shelled turtle) is the source of this 2840-nucleotide messenger RNA. RefSeq names its product thioredoxin domain containing 5 (gene TXNDC5). The record is from RefSeq and is a predicted model, not a curated record. Gene Ontology annotation, biological process: protein folding. Gene Ontology annotation, cellular component: endoplasmic reticulum. Gene Ontology annotation, molecular function: protein disulfide isomerase activity. NCBI's taxonomy places the organism in Eukaryota, Metazoa, Chordata, Testudines, Trionychidae.